GUUGGAUUCUCUCGUCAGUCGGGCUUGUGUUGGCAUUGUUUGCUAUUUGAUUCAUUGUCGCUGUCACUAUUACUGCGCCAUGCGUUGAGGCUCUCUGCGGUGCUCUCCUUUAUCUUCUCCAUACUACUUCACUUAUCCGAUAUCAGUCUACUACUUCCCUACCCACUCUUUCCCUCGUUUUGAUCAUAGAAUCGUUCCCCUGUCGACCUGCUACGCAUCAUGGCUCCUCCUGUACUUCCAUUCCAUGAUAUAAAUCUGCACGCCGCAUCGUCGCACUAUGCGUUCACCUCUCCUUCGUCGCCAGAUGCCCCGACGCUCAUCGUGGACCGGCCAACCGGGGACUUGCGCCUCCACGAUGGUACCUUGUCAGGGGCGAAGCGGAUCAGCAGCAUCGCUGGAAUUCUGGGUAUUAUCAAACUGAAGCUGGACAAGUAUCUCAUUGUCAUCACCAAGGCUCAGCCGAUGGGAAGGCUUCGCGGCCAUAUGGUUUACAAAGUGGCCGCAACAGAGUUUCUACCUCUGCGUGAGCGCCCUUUGCAUGACUAUGAUGAGGAUACCUAUCUGGCACUGUUGAAGGAGUUGCUUCGGACUGGGCCGAUGUACUUCUCUUACUCCCUGGACCUCACCAACAGUUUCCAGCGUCAAUCACAGAGUGACCACAGUCUUCCCAUGUGGAAACGUGCUGACGACCGCUUUUUCUGGAAUCGCUUCAUCCAGUCCGACUUGAUUGAUUUUAGUCUCGGAGAACAUGACAACACUGGUGUUCGUUACGGUCCUCAGCCCGGAGCUGAUCCGUACAUUUUGCCGGUGAUGUUCGGUAUGCUGCGCAUAACUCCGGCAAAGGUCAAAUCCACAUCGUUCGUGUUUGCGCUUAUCACUAGGAGGUCGAGACAUCGGGCUGGUACAAGAUACUUCUCGCGGGGUAUUGAUGAACAAGGCCAUGUUUCCAAUUAUAACGAAACGGAACAAAUCGUGAUCCUGAACGACACGGCCGGUGGGCUCUCAGGGUUUGCUGGCGGACAGUCGAUGAAGGAUGAAAAAGCAGGCCAAGAUACGCAGGUUCUGUCUUUCGUGCAGACCAGAGGAAGUGUUCCAGUCUACUGGGCGGAAGUCAACGACCUCAAGUAUACCCCGAAGCUUCAGGUUCGUGGGGUGGAGACUGCGGUUGAUGCGGCACGCAAGCAUUUUGUCGAGCAAAUCGAACUAUAUGGGGAGAACUACCUGGUCAACCUGGUGAACCAGAAGGGUCGGGAAGAACGGGUGAAACGGGCGUAUGAGCAAAUGGUGCGCGCAUUGGUCUCGCCGACAGCCGAGGAUACUGAGGCCAAUGGCGCUACACCUGAAAAGGUACACAUUCUGGAGGCUAAACAGACACAGAAGGAGUUGGACCGUCUCCACUACAUAUACUUUGACUUCCACAGCGAAACCAAGGGCCUUAAGUGGCAUCGCGCCGAGUUGUUGAUGGAUCGCUUGGUGAACGGGCUUUCGCGAGGUGGCUAUUUCCGUGGUGUGGAAAACCCUGGUGCUCCUGGUGGGUCACUGGACAUUCGAUCAGUGCAAACCAGUGUCGUGCGGACCAACUGCAUGGAUUGCUUGGAUCGGACAAACGUCGUGCAGAGUAUGCUUGGACGUUGGGCUAUCACUCAACAGCUUGUGGAGGCCGGAUACCUUAGCCCUGGUGAACACGCCACGGCCGACCCGGCGUUCGAAGAUCUGUUCCGCAACAUCUGGGCUGAUAAUGCCGAUGUCGUGUCCAAGUCAUACUCCGGUACAGGGGCCUUGAAGACGGACUUUACUCGUACCGGAAACCGCACGCGGGCCGGAAUGGUGCAAGAUCUAAGCAACUCUAUCACUCGAUACGUGCGCAAUAACUUCCUGGACGGUCCCCGACAAGACGGGUUCGACGUGUUCCUGGGUACCUAUCUCCCCCCAGACUCAACCAUUGGCAGCUUCCAGCUCUUCUUCGACCGUCGGCCAUUGGCCAUCCAGUCUAUUCCGUACAUCCUUACCGCCAGUAUCUUCAUGAUUGCGGUUUCCAUCUUCACCAAGCGCGACCUUGAUUCCGCCGUGUGGCCUCUUCGUCUGUUUGCCAUAUUCUGGAUAGCUGUUGCCGCAUGGUGUCUGCGUUUCGUCUCUGGACAUGGAAUGCUAUAUGUGAACUGGCCAAAACUGAACACUCCAUCAGCUGGCGCAGAAGGCUACCAAGAUGCGCUCGUCAAGGCACGUUCAGACCCACUUAUUGGGCAUUGGAUUCCCAUCAAGAGACACCAACGGGGCUAUAGCAAUGCUCGUUUGGGAUUCCUGGAAGAAGGAAAAACAAGGAUCGAGUAGAUGCCCUUUCUGCGACUGGGAUCAGCUUUUUUUCCUUUACAUUCUUUACCUGGCUAUUCAUUGACUGGCUGUAUUUCUAUUUUCUUUCUAACUUAUCACCCGAUACUGGCGUUCUUAGAUCGUUUACUUACUGUUCCACGAUCAUUCAUAAUCCAAUGUUUUUCUGUUUCAUCAUACCCUGAUUGUCAAAUCCAAUAACCCGUUUUAAUGGUUUCUAAAUCUAUCCACCCCGUGUACAAUGACACAUCGUCGCGCCGCG
Aspergillus glaucus CBS 516.65 is the source of this 2590-nucleotide messenger RNA. RefSeq names its product putative phosphoinositide phosphatase (Sac1). The transcript has 3 exons. The record is from RefSeq and is a predicted model, not a curated record. Gene Ontology annotation, cellular component: endoplasmic reticulum. Gene Ontology annotation, molecular function: phosphatidylinositol-4-phosphate phosphatase activity. NCBI's taxonomy places the organism in Eukaryota, Fungi, Ascomycota, Eurotiomycetes, Eurotiales, Aspergillaceae. Gene Ontology annotation, biological process: phosphatidylinositol dephosphorylation. The coding region runs from base 220 to 2331 and encodes 703 amino acids.